Molecule: messenger RNA, 4674 nt
Organism: Ruditapes philippinarum (Manila clam)
Lineage: Eukaryota; Metazoa; Mollusca; Bivalvia; Venerida; Veneridae
Product: putative nuclease HARBI1
Exons: 6
Coding region: 1735-2319 (194 amino acids)
Source: RefSeq, a predicted model, not a curated record
AUUGUCGUACGUCGAUCGUACGAUUUUGGCGCGGUGUCUUAUCAAACGUCGCAGAUUUUCAUAAUCGUACGAUUAUCGUAAGAUCAUGCAUUUUUUCUGCGAUCGCUGAGAAGCAGUCGCAGAUCAAACAAAAUGGCCGCCUUACUACUUGUAAACGAACGCCGCCGACGAAAAUCACGCUGUUUUCGGCAACGAACGGUUAAUAUUGAUGACUUAACCGAUCGAGAAGUCAUUUCCCGAUACAGACUCAAUAAAGCAGCGAUUAAAGAGUUGGAGGAGCUCUGUCGGGCUGAUCUUUCCCCUAAAACGGGUAGAUCGCAGUCUAUUUGCAGCAUGACGAAGGUAAAUGUAUCGAAGUUUCACUGUAUUUAUUACUCUCUGCAUUGUGUUUACAUUCGCAACUAAGCAGUUUGACCUUAACCUUGAUUUAUUUUUAGCCCAAGCAUUAUGGGUAAACAUGGCGCUGUGUUAUGUGUAUACAUACAAAAACAUUAGACUUGGAUCCACAAUAACACGGCUUUAAUUAGAGCUUUGAUAACAAUGCCGUUGUAAAAGAAAGGAAAAGUGAUGUUAUUAACAAAUUCAAUAAUUCUUAAUACGUCAGAGGAGAGGAAUUUCGAGGAAUUUGGCUGAAUUUGUAGAUAUUAUGAUGCGUAAACAAGGAGUGCAUAACUCCAUAGCCAUAGGCAUAGGAUGAUCUGAUGAUAGGAGGAUUAUUUAAACCGGUUUCAUUACCUGUAAAAAUGGGCAAACGUGUUUUGUUAUGAAAUGUAAACACUGUUCAUUUUACAUUUAAUGGCUGGCAAUAUCAACAGUUGCUGAAGUUACGAGAAAUCAGUAAUAAACGAUAAAGGAUUAAUAAUUAUCAGCUGUUUAUGACAUAGCACUCGUCCAUGUCGUCUAUUAUUAAAGCUUAUCAUAAGUAUAGCACUAGCAGGUAAGAAUAAUUUCUUUACAUGAUAGCUAAUAAGUUCUGAGUUUCACAGCCCAUUGAAUAUAAAUGUCAUAUUUUAGGUAUGUAUAAUAAAAGCCAACACUUGUUAGUAUUCUUUUUUUUCUUUACAUGUGUGUGUUUUUAUUUAUCUCGUUGCCACGAGAUACUAUGUCGUGGCCACGAGUUACUAAGUCACAGUGACGCUAAGUGUUAAAUUAGCACAAGUCAAUAAGUUGUAUAAAUUGCACUUUUACAGGCCGGUGAAGUAGGGGUAUCCUUGUACUACAGCACAUGUCUAGUUAAUUGGGGAAAGUAACAUAAAUGGUGUAAUCUGAUUGGUUAUUUAUCACGUGACCACAACUUAACUAUCUCGUGGCCACGACAUAGUAUCUCGUGGCCACGACUUAGUAACUCGUGGCCACGACAUAGUAUCUCGUGGCCACAAGAUAAAUAAAAACACACACAUGUCACAUUUGUGCCACCGUAAAAAUCAUAUAAGAUCUAGAUAUAUUUUUAUCAAAGUAAUUUUAUUUCAAGCACAUCAAUAAAGCAAUUCGACUUUCAUUCUUUGCAGGUUCUUAUUGGACUUUGAUACCUCGCAAAAGGCGAUUUCAUAUCAGAAGUUGGAGACCUCCACGGGGUGUCUAAAGCCAGAGCUGCCAUUUACAUUCACCAAUUCAUACAAAGUGUAAACCUUCGAUUAAAGAAUAUUAGAUUUCCAACUGAGAGGUCAAGAUUACAUCAUUUGAAGAGGAAAUUCUAUGAGAAAUGUAGAAUCCCAAACGUAAUCGGAGCAGUAGAUGGAACCAGUCAUCCCUAUUCAGGGUCCAUCACAGGAUGAGGCAGCUUAUGUCUGCAGAAAAGGGUUCUAUGCUCUUAAUGUUCAGGCAGUAGUCAAUGCUGAAAUGAGAUUCACAGAUGUUGUUUCAAGGUGGCCUGGUUCACAGCAUGAUGCGGCCAUUUUCAAUGCUUGUGGGUUAAAGACACAUUUAGAACAAAGUAAUAAUGGGUUGUUAAUGGGGGAUAGUGGGUACCCUCUUAGGAGGUACCUCUUGACCCCAAAGGUGAAUCCGACAACACCACAAGAGGAAGCCUUCAAUAAACACCAUAGCAGAGGCAGAAUGGUGGUAGAAAAAGCCUUUGGUAUACUGAAGUCACGUUUCAGAUGGCUACACAAAAGUGGUGGUGUUCUACCGUUUUCACCAGAAAAGAGCAGCCAAAUUGUGGUAGCAUGUAUGAGGCUACAUAACUUUUGUAAAACUAGAGGAGUACAAGAGCCUGUGGAGAUCAUCACACAGGAUGAUGAUGAUGAUGAUAAUAAUUUACCAAAUGGAGAUGACAGAAGUAAUAAUAACAUUAGACAGGAAUUAAUUAAUUUAUUCUGAAAAAAUGUUUUUAAGACAUAGAAAUUAAAAUAUAAUUACUUGUUCUGGUCACUUGAAAUAUAACAUUUCACUCAAUUAAAACAAUUAAAUCUAUGUUUUGAUCUCAAUUUAGCACCCAUGUAUUACUUAAAAGAAUUACUUUGUAUUUCACAUAAACCAAAAUUAGCACAGUACAGUAGUUAACUUAUUGUCAGAGUCAACGAUACCUUUGAUAAGAAAAAAUUAUAUUUGUAAUGAAUAAUAAACAUUAAAGGGGUUAAGUAGUAAUAUUAAAUAAUAUAAGUAAACUAUACAUGUGGAAGCUAUUCAGUUAAUCUGUUGAAUAUUAAUUUGUGAUUUCAUGAAAAAUACAUUAAUUCAUUGUGAAAAAUAACUACUAAAAAUAUAGCUUUCAGAAAUAUCCCCUUGUCUUACAACUAUACCUGUUAAAUAUUAAUAAUUCAAAUACUGCACAUUUUUUAACAUCAUUUUUCAUUGGAAUACAAUGAUGUUUAAAUUUAUGAUUGAAGAAUUUUUUUCCCUCUAAAAAUGUUGUUUGCUGUAUUAUGACUUUGUUACAAAGAUUUCUGAUAAGUUAUAUGGCCAUUUAAAAGAAUUUGUUUGCAAAUUAUAACCCUCACCUUGUGACUAGGUUAUAUAAGCAAACAACCAUUUAAAUGGGGUAAUAUAACCUGUCAAAAUUCUUUUUUAACUAACAGUAUAACAAGUUUCAUGUUGAUGUCUUUUAUAGCUUUUAAAUCAUUCUAUAUUACAGGCAAUUAUGUUAAAAAUUCUAAAUUGCCUAAAAUUCUAAGUUUAAAAAGGACUUAACUCUUGCAACUAUCAUAAUUGCUCAACUGUUACUUCAAAACAAACAUGGUUAAAACAAUUCAAAAUACAGAUAGGACAGAAGUGUUUCCUGAUAAAAAUAGACACCAACACUAUGUUAGGGAGGGUGGGUGCUUAAAUGAAAAUUUUACAAUGACUAUAAAUUAAUGAUUAAGAAAUAAUAUAUCCUAAAUUUUGAUUUUAGUGCUAAAUAAAAUCACUGUUCGGAGUCCAGAUGUAAGAAAUUACAUCACGGGGGCAAAGCCCCGUUGAUAUAAUGCUGCACAUCUGAAGGACAAACAUUGAUUUUAAUUUAUCAAUGGUUAAAUUUACUGAUUGAGAUAUAUUAUUUCAAUCCUAACACAUGUCAACUAAUAAAUGCUGCAGUACCCGAUAUUAAGCUAACUUGUGCCUGUAAAGUUUCCAUAUUAAUAUUCAGCUCGUAAAAUUUUUAAUGGUUUCAUCAAAUGUCCAAAUUAAGAAUGUCAACAUUGAUUUUAUGACCAUUAUAACACACAAUUUCGGUUCUUCUGAGUUCAUAAGGGAAACAUACAUGUCGUGUUAGAAUUUUAAAUAAGUUUGUCUAAUCUUUUUUUUAUGCCAUCUAAAGACUGAUUUAAUGUUUUUAAUGUUGAAUUCAAUUCUGUCAUAAUUGCAGUCUGUUGUUCAACAAGUUGAUAUAUGUCAUCCUCUGUUUUCUCUGAAAAAUGAAAUCAAAAUAACUCAGUCUAAAAGAUUGAUGUAUGUACAAUUUUCAUGUACAUACUUAGUGGAACAAGUUUAGAUAUGGUCAAUUUGCAAAAAGUGCAUUUAAGUUACAAGAAAUUACUUCCAAAACACACUGCAUUAUAUAAAUAGUUUAUAUUCUGAUUCAAUGUGCAAGUACUGUAUUUCAAUGUACUAAUAAUGCCUCAAAUCAAGUUAUGGGGGUUUUUGUGUAUGAGUAGUUAAGGUUGUUUUCUUCACAUCACCUGCCCCACACGGCUGUGUGUUUAAAACCCAACAGAGACUUUGGUUUUUUUUUCCUUUUGUGGAAGCUACACGUAUCUAUAUCUUAUGGGUGAUCUGUGGUUCUACUCAAGUGCAUGCUUUUCAAGGCCUCAGUUCGCAAUCACUAGUAUGUUGAAUCAUGCAAGUUAAUAAAUGAAUAAUAAUAGAAUUGGAGUAAUACUAUAACAUAAUAAUACUUACUGUCAUAUUUUGCCUUCUUUGGCACUGGCUCAUUAUCACCUACAAUUUAAUGUGCAUGAGUAUUAUUGAAUUAUUUCAAGCUUGAAUAAGAAAUAAAACGACAGUUGUUUAUGUUAAUGAAGGUAUUUUUUCAUAAAUAUAUAUGUAUACAAGUUUCCAGAAGAUUUUAGAAAGUUUUUCUUUUUGAGUUUUUGGCACACUUAACCUCAGUUAAAUAGAAUGCAACAAUCCUAUCAUUUUUUAUAAAAAGUGACAUGGUGUGACUAUAAAUAAUUUCAACAAUACAUGUCAACAUAUAUUAUUGAUAAGACAUUAUGUACUUUGUUAAAUUGCUGAAUAAACAUUAUGUAAAGUUAA